Messenger RNA from Rhopilema esculentum, 2105 nucleotides. Lineage: Eukaryota; Metazoa; Cnidaria; Scyphozoa; Rhizostomeae; Rhizostomatidae. The record is from RefSeq and is a predicted model, not a curated record.
UGACAAGGGUUGUAUGCUUGUAAGUGGGAAAAUAUUCCUCUGCAGGCUACAACAUUUCUUUUACGGGGGUUGAAAAAUUGAAAUGUGCAAAGUUAGCAUGGCGUUCUACGCCACUUGUAAACUCAACUGAUUAGGAACUAAAACUGCAAUUAUAUCUCAAAAUCGGCACUUUGCAAUGCUUAGAUAUUUGAACUAAGGCAAUAGGGAGGUUUAGAAUGAAGACGAGAACGAGGACGAAGACAAAGUUCUAUCGCGAGGGAGUCUGGGAUCUAUAUGUCGUCGUCGCCACGGGAUCCCACUGUUUAGAUUACGAAACGAGGACAACCCCACAAAAAUAAACAAAAUGGCGUCUAAUGAGCUUUUUGAAGCAGCAGCUUACCUGUACAGUGAAGACCUCGUUGACGAAGAGGAGUUUAUGUUUCUUGUAAAAGAAAGCGAAGAUAAAGCACCAGUGUUUCCCUACUGGAAAUAUCCACGAUUUACGUUGGAAGAAAUGAACGAGGAUGAGUGCAUCUCAGAAUUUCGUUUCGAAAAGCAAGAUAUUCCGCGACUCGCGAAGGUUAUUAAAGUACCAGAAAAAAUAGUUUGUGUGAAUGGGACGGUUGCAAGCCAAACUGAGGGCCUCUGUUUAUUUUUGAAACGAUUUUCAUAUCCGUGCCGUCUUAGAGACAUGAUCUCACGCUUUGGAAGGUCCAAGUAUGAACUCUGCUUGAUAUCGAAUCAGAUAAUGCGUCACGUUGCAGAUUCAUUUCAGCAUUUACUUAUGACAUUUGAACAGCAGUGGCUGCAAACAGAGCAACUUGAAGGGUAUGCCAAUGCAGUAUUUCGACAAAGUCAAGCCUUGGAUAACUGCUGGGGUUUCAUCGACGGCACAGUCAGACCUAUUUGUAGACCGGUUGAGAACCAGAAAACUGUGUACAAUGGACACAAGCGAGUACACGCUUUAAAAUAUCAAGCUGUUGUUGCUGCUAAUGGGUUAAUUGCUAAUCUAUAUGGACCAGUUGAAGGAAAAAGACAUGAUGCAAGGUUGCUGAGGGAGUCUGGCAUUAUCCAGUUGCUUGAAAAUCAUUCAAACAGAUUAGAUGGGACACCAUUAUGCAUCUACGGAGACCCUGCAUACCCUCUCAGACCCCAUUUACAAGCUCCUUUCAAGAACAACCACUUAACAGAAGAACAACAGGCAUACAAUAAGGCAAUGAGUAAGGUUAGAGAUUCAGUUGAGUGGGUGUUUGGUGAAAUUCUGCAGUACUUUGCCUUUGUUGACUUCAAGAAGAAUCAAAAGAUUGCUCUCUCAGAAAUUGGGAAAAUGUAUAGAGCUUGUGCCCUCCUACACAAUGCAAGAACAUGUUUAUAUGGAUCAUCAGUGAGCAGAUUUAUGGACAUUGAACCACCAUCAUUAGAAACAUACUUUCAAUAUGAUCAGCAAAAUUAGAAAAAACAUUAAAGAAAAACAUGUGUUAAUGUAUUCUAAUAUACUCUAAACUCUAUUUCACAAGAGCUGGUAAAUUGAAGUUCAGGCUGGCUGUUUUAAAUUUUUCCAAAACUUUGAGGCUGGAUUGUUCUGAAAUUAUAUGGGUUUAAUCAGUUCAAUUGCUAAAUAUUGUGGUCAAGGGGAGUAAGCCAUCCUUUAUUUGCAGAAAAGUUUGAAAACUCAACAACAAAGCUGACCCCUAGAUGGCAAACAUUUUUUAAAAAGGCUUCACAACUUUGUUAAAAAAUAAUGUCUCACUGUACCUCAGCCUCAGCUUGUUCUUAAUUUGUUUCUGACAUCUGGCCAAUUUUAAGGCAUAAAAUCAUGCUUAUAAAAAAAGUGUUUAGGGUUAAACCUUUAAUUGUUUUUGGUGUUAUUGAUAGUACUUAUCAUUUCGCUCAUAACAGCUAAUGUUUGCAUUUGAGUCUGCUGCAUCUGUAACAUGAAUUGCUGCUGUUGCUGCAUCAUAUUUUGCAUGAAGGUCUGUUGACCCUCCAUCAUUUUGGACAAAUUCUCCCUUGCUAAACGCCUUUCAUUCAACUCUUCUUUUUUCAACUCUCUUUCUUGAUUUGCAUUUUCCUGCUUAAACUUUAGCCCUUGCUCUAUGAGUACAACUGCCUCAAACGCCUUUUUC